AUAUGUCAGUUUUUUUCUAAAUAUACUUCUGGGAUGCCCCACGAUCAUUUUGAGCCCAAAAAGAAAAAAAUCGCUUGGGCCGUUUUUGACAAAACUCUUUUUUUUGAAGGCGUUAAUUAACAUAUUUAAACAAAAGUCUCUCCGAAUGUGACUUAAACCAAGAGUAUGCAAAAUUGGACAUGGAAUCUUGGUUCGAUAUAACUGAUAAGGAUUUGAAUGCAGAAUGUGCCAAAGUUGACAAGAAGACUAGAUUAUCUAAUGCGGUUGCAGAUAUUAAAAAAAUUGAUAAAAUUGCUAGAGGUAUACCGACAGAAGUAUUACGUAAGACCAAAUUUACUGAUAAGGAAUUUCUACCACGUGCUACAAACCAAUGUAUGAUUAAUACUCACAUCGAUCAGCUGAUAACAAGUGCCGCCGAUAAAGCUUUACCAUGCGCAAAGAAAGAGAAAUUGGACCACAUUAACAAAACUGCCAAAUCUAAAAUUUGCGAUUUCGAAAGAGCCAAGCAAUAAAAUGAAAGAUGGUAAAAAGAGUUUCAAGAGAACGGAUGGAUAAUAUAAAUGACGACUUCUGAUGUGUCUGCAAUGUGAUUAUAAUCUUUUAUUGUUAUAAUCAGUUAUCAUUAUAAUAAAUUAUUAUUAUAACAAAUAA
Molecule: messenger RNA, 651 nt
Organism: Belonocnema kinseyi
Lineage: Eukaryota; Metazoa; Arthropoda; Insecta; Hymenoptera; Cynipidae
Exons: 3
Coding region: 180-512 (110 amino acids)
Source: RefSeq, a predicted model, not a curated record